Cynara cardunculus var. scolymus (artichoke) is the source of this 755-nucleotide messenger RNA. RefSeq lists its product as uncharacterized. The coding region runs from base 55 to 558 and encodes 167 amino acids. The transcript has a single exon. NCBI's taxonomy places the organism in Eukaryota, Viridiplantae, Streptophyta, Magnoliopsida, Asterales, Asteraceae. The record is from RefSeq and is a predicted model, not a curated record.
AAACACACAGUAGAAAUUUUUUGGAGAGAGAGAAAGGAACAGAGCUCCGUUUCAAUGGCGGCAUCGAAGAGCUACUAUGCGAGGGCAAACUACCGGUACCUGUCCAGUGAACGGGACGGUCCUGUCGGAACGGACUCCAUGUUUGAGCUGGACGAAUCAGAUGUCUGGAAUGUCUCUUCGUCGCCUGAGUUACGGAAAACCGUGCCGAGUUCGCGGAUCUCGAAGAAAUCAUCAUCGGCGGUGGUAAAGCGAGGUGAGAUUGGAGGAACGGCGUCGUCUCUGCCGGUCAAUGUUCCGGACUGGUCUAAGAUACUGAAGGAAGAUUACAGGGGGAAUCGGAGGAGAGACAACGACGACGUCGAUGAUUUCGACCAAAACGACUACGGUGAAGACGGCAACGGGAACCGGAUUCCGCCGCACGAGUUUCUGGCGAAGCAAUUGGCGAGGACGAGAAUCGCCUCGUUUUCCGUACACGAAGGUAUUGGGCGGACUCUGAAAGGACGAGAUCUGAGUAGGGUUAGAAACGCAAUUUGGGAGAAAACUGGGUUCCAGGAUUAACAUCUGUACUAAUCUUCUUGCAAUUAGAUUAGUAUUUGCGGAUUUUGAACAAUCGAGAGAGAAUUUUCGUUACAAAUUACUAUUAAUUAAACACUUUUUCUUCCUCUUCUUGCUUCCACGAUCUUCACCUCCUCCUAGUGAUUUUUGAUGAUGUAAUUUUCGAAUUUUGAGACGAAAUUGAGGAAAAUUCUAUUUAA